Molecule: messenger RNA, 1468 nt
Organism: Nicotiana tabacum (common tobacco)
Lineage: Eukaryota; Viridiplantae; Streptophyta; Magnoliopsida; Solanales; Solanaceae
Source: RefSeq, a predicted model, not a curated record
UUCUUGCUUUUACUUUUUCUUGAUGUUACUACAUUUUGAGACGUUACAGAAAAGAAGAGGAAAAUGAAGACCAUCUUAUUAUUUUUUUUUGUUAAGUGGACUUGUGAUGUUUCAGAAAUUUUGGUGUGGAUUAGGAUUUAGUCCUAAUGAUGAGGUGUUCAUGCUCUUGCGUGUGGUUUAUAAAUAGUCAUUAUUCUACUGGUUGAUGAGUUUGUUUUUGACACGAAAGGUUUUCUUGUCUUUUGUGCUGAAUUGAUGGUGUUAUUCAUCAUAUGAUGUAACAUUCAGCUGAUCCUUAGUAGUUUGGGAUUGAGGAAUUGGUGAAUAAUAUUAAUGCAGUUCAUUAGUCAUCUUAAAUUUUAUAGGUAAAAUUGACGUAUGGUAUGGAGAUGUUGGCUUGGUUUUCACUGAGCUGCAAGAUUUAUAACCUGAAACUUUACAGGUUUAUAUAUGAUAAAGGACUGAAAUACCUCUUAAGCUUUAUAUCUUUUGGUUCAUGAAGCUUUUGAAGUACAAGAUAUAGUAAUCACAGGGUUAGAGUUUGCUGUCCAAUCAUUUACAAUGUCUAUGUUAACAAAGUUACGCUGCAUCACGCUUGAUGUUACCGGCACACUCAUUGCUUACAAAGGAGAGCUGGGUGACUAUUAUUGCAUGGCAGCCAAAGCUGCUGGGAAGCAAUGUCCUGACUAUAAGCGGGUUCAUGAAGGUUUUAAGCUCGCAUAUACAGAAAUGGCACAGAAGCACCCAUGUUUUGGAUUUGCUGAAAAGAUUCCUAACAUUGUGUGGUGGAAAACUUGUGUCAGGGAUUCCUUUGUUAGGGCAGGAUAUGAAUAUGAUGAGGAGACAUUUGAGAAGAUAUUUAGACGCAUAUAUGCUACUUUUGGUUCUUCUGCGCCUUAUAGCAUAUUUCCUGAUUCUAAACCGUUUCUCAGAUGGCUCCGCGAGAGGGGCAUUACGGUUGGGCUGGUCAGCAAUGCCGAGUAUCGGUAUCAGGACGUAAUUCUUCCUGCUUUAGGUUUGCAUCAGGGAUCUGAGUGGGACUUUGGCGUAUUCUCCGGUCUUGAAGGUGUUGAAAAACCGGAUCCAAGGUUAUUUGAUAUUGCCUUGAAGAGAGCAGGAAAUGUAGCACCGGAGGAAGUACUUCAUAUUGGAGAUAGCAUGAGGAAAGACUACUUGCCCGCGCGAAGUGUUGGGAUGCAUGCUUUAUUGUUGGACAGAUUCAAAACAGCUGAUGCUGUCAAUUGGAGAAAAUCUGGUGCCACUGUGCUGCCUGACUUGACCGCUACCAAAGACUGGCUUACUUCUGAGGAAUUGAAAUGCAAUGACAUAUGAACUUUGUUUGAUUUCUUUGAUUACUUUAUUGGCUUUAAAGGUGAUUUGUAUUACAAGAAUGGGAAAAUGAGUUAUGAGUUAUAUGAAUGUGAUGAGGAUGGAUUUGGUUCAAUUUGCCACAUGCUGUGUUAUUAUA